Messenger RNA from Guillardia theta CCMP2712, 348 nucleotides. RefSeq lists its product as hypothetical. The coding region runs from base 1 to 348 and encodes 115 amino acids. The record is from RefSeq and is a predicted model, not a curated record. The transcript has a single exon. NCBI's taxonomy places the organism in Eukaryota, Cryptophyceae, Pyrenomonadales, Geminigeraceae.
AUGCUGCAUGACGGGCGGAGGCCGUCUCAAGUGACAGGGGCAGAGGACGAGGGAGCGAGGCUGCUCAGAGGCGAGGCCACAGGACGUGCGGGGAUGGGUACAAGAGAAGAAAGCGGCAUGAGCCCGAGACGAGAUCAGAAGCAGGACUCUAAGCGGGAGGAGGGCCGCCUAGAUGGAGCCGUGCUUGCUGCAAGGCAGAUCAGACUGAGCAUGAGCGGGUUGAUGCUCGUCGCUGGCACAGUGGCAAGGACGGCUGCAGCUCUUAGCAAGCGAGCGAGUAAGAGCACAACCAGCGGACGACUCCAAGCCUUGGCUGGAAGGGGCGACCACACAGAGGAGCAACAGUGA